AUGUAUUCUUCGGCAAAGCUUGUUGCACUCGCAGCCGCCCUCCCAGCGGCUAUGGCCUGCCUGGGCUAUGAUGGAGGCCUUCCCACGGCUUCUGGAAGCAAAUCUCUCACUGCUCCUCAGUACAUCAAAGCCGGCCAGACCUUCGACGCGGGUUGGGUUAAGUACGAUCGUGGUUCGGGCGCUUGCAGUGGCCAAAGCGAAGGUGGAGAGAAGGACACAGUCUUCGUGCUCGAGGAUGGUGCCACGCUUAAGAACGUCAUCAUCGGAAAAGAUCAGGCCGAGGGUGUCUACUGCUUGGGAUCUUGCACCCUGGAGUAUGUGUGGUUCGAGGAUGUCUGCGAGGACGCUAUUUCCAUCAAGGGUGAUGGCACUGCCAACAUCAUCGGUGGUGGUGCUUAUGGUGCCAGUGACAAGGUGAUCCAGCACAAUGGAUGUGGUUCCGUCAACAUUAUCAACUUCUACGCUGAGGACUACGGCAAGGUCUACCGUUCUUGCGGCAACUGCAAGAACAACUGUGGCCGGACAGUCCACAUGGAGGGAACCACAGCCGUCAACGGUGGCGAGCUCAUGGGCAUUAACACCAACUACGGUGACAAGGCCACCUACUCCAACAACUGCUACGACAGCGGCGUGACUCAAUGCCAGGCAUACACAGGAUGCGACAAAUCCGAGGGUGACUGCGAGGCCAGCAAGUCCGGCAAGUGCUAG
This is a messenger RNA of Diaporthe amygdali, 708 nucleotides long. RefSeq lists its product as uncharacterized. Gene Ontology annotation, molecular function: pectate lyase activity. The record is from RefSeq and is a predicted model, not a curated record. Gene Ontology annotation, cellular component: extracellular region. The transcript is spliced from 3 exons. Gene Ontology annotation, biological process: pectin catabolic process. Bases 1 to 708 code for a protein of 235 amino acids. NCBI's taxonomy places the organism in Eukaryota, Fungi, Ascomycota, Sordariomycetes, Diaporthales, Diaporthaceae.